Molecule: messenger RNA, 2748 nt
Organism: Amorphotheca resinae ATCC 22711
Lineage: Eukaryota; Fungi; Ascomycota; Leotiomycetes; Helotiales; Amorphothecaceae
Exons: 3
Coding region: 1-2748 (915 amino acids)
Source: RefSeq, a predicted model, not a curated record
AUGCCUAAAUUUCCCAAGAACUUCGGACGGCGAAAAUCGGCCGCAAAUGUGCUUGAGGACGUCCAAGAUGUGCCGGUAGCUGAGCAGUCUUUCAAAGUGUUUGAGCGAUCAGAUGGUACUGGUAAAUCUUUCGAUGGAGGAAUGAAAUUGAAGAAGGCAGCAGGAGACGCACCAGUUCACAGACCGAAGACAUCUUACCGGGAGGAGAAUAUGUUUGAGGGUAUAAUUCAUGGAAGUCGCGGUAGUGGUGCCUCUAAUACCAACACCGCCUCAACUACAGAUAAUUCGUCCCGCUUAAGUGCAGCAUCUACAGCUCCAUCGUCUACUGAUGCCAGAGGAGAUGACUGGAGGAAUGCACACGAUAAGCCUUCUAAUGAUAGGCCUAAUACUCCUGCAUCCAAGUCGGGAGGCACUUUCUCCUUCAAGUCUGCAGGACGAUCACUUUCCUGGGGACGGAUCAAACCUACGAACACCACGCCCCCUCUUGUUCCCUCAAAAGCGCCCCCUCUGCCGGCCGAGUAUGAAAACGAGGCUGGCAGGGCACGGGCUGUAACAGCAUCUAGCUAUGCAAGCACUGCUACUCCACCAAAAAUUGAUGAAAAAGAUAUUGGAUUAAGUUUAGGAGGUGACUUUUCCGAUAUGUUUGCCGAGUUCGCGAAGCGUAGGAGUCGGGUUCUGGAAUCAGAGAACAGAAGAUCUCCGUCUCGAAGUCCUGAUAUCCCACCCUCCGAACCAGCCCUACAAUCAUACUCGAACCAUUCCAAUAAGCCUCUACCACUUAACAUUGACAAGGACAAAGAUAUCGAGCCUUCUCCUUACUCAUGGAGUAGUCGGCAUUCGCAAGAUGGCUUGAUGUCAAACUCUAGCCCACCUCCAUUCGCUCCACGCAACGACGACGAAAACCCUUCAGUUCCCCAACAUCGAUCGUCAAAGAACAAUGAUGACUUCAGCAGAACUCAAAGGCCCGGCGGACUUGCCGACAGUGGCAUACGGCGAACAAGCGCUCAUCAUGGGCGCCGCCCAUCAAAGAUUGAGAAUCAGGAAUUGGUGGAUGAGGACGCUAGACUCCUAAGAGAAUCCAUAAAUGCCAGCCGGAACCUGAAUGACCCAGGGUAUAACCCUAAGGUCCGAGAUAGCUGGUCUCCUUCCAAAGCUUCAAAUAAAGUCGGCGAUACCCCUGUUCCGGCUUCCAAUGUGGGAUCUGUGGAGACAACCCCGAGACCACAUAAGGUGGAAGCAAGAGAACCCGAGGAAGAUUUAUUCGAUAAUCACAUAGCAGAAUCCGCAAAUAUUGCUUCACGAUUUGAAGAGAAAUCCUUGUCACCACCCCCGAACCCUGUUCCCCGGAACAAGGUCAUGACACCCGCCCAGUUCGAGAGAUACAAACAGGAUCAGGACAGAUUGAGAGGUGUUGGAGGGCAAUCAAAAGAUGCGGAAGAGGAUGAGGAAGAAGCUUACGACGAUGAAGAUGACGAGGCCGAGAAGAACAGACAACUGGCAAAGCAACGCCGUAAACAGGAGGCUCACAUGGCUGUAUACAGGCAGCAGAUGAUGAAAGUCACGGGCGAGGCCCCGCCAGCACUUGCGCCUCUCCGCCCUGGCUCGGUAGCUACUCAAAGUAGUCCCAAUCUAUCAAACCUUGGACGGCCGGAGGAGAAUGAAGAAGAGGACGAGGAGGUCCCAUUGGCCAUUCUACAAGCACACGGAUUUCCAAACAAGAACAAGCCGCCCAUGCGGAGCGUGGGCUCGAGUUCUAGCCUUCGCGCCCAAUCCAUGAUAGGUGCGCCGGACGGCAGACUGCCAGUAUUUGCGAGACAUCUCCCUCCCGAUCCAUACUUUGGCGCAAGUAUCGCAUAUCCAACAAAUCGUGAGUCCAUGGGCUUCAGUGGAGGAGCCGGGUCUGUGCCAGGGACUCCAACAAGAGGCCUUCCGGUAGGAGGUCUAGUAGGUGUUAUUGCCACAGAGGAAAGGUCUCGGGCUAUGAGGAGAGGAAGUCCAAAUCCUCAAGGCGAAUUCGGCCCGAUCCCGUCAAACGGUUUCGAUGGUAUGGGUAUGCCGCCCAACCCUCGGGCGUCAGGUAUGAUGAAUGGAAUGGGCCCGAUGGGACCUAUGGGGCCAAUGGGACCAAUGGGACCAAUGAUGCUCACUCCUGGGGAUCAAGCCCAAAUACAGAUGUCACAGCAAAUGCAACAAUUCAUGCAGAUGCAAGUCCAGUUCAUGCAACUCAUGACGUCCGGUCAGGGCACACCAUCGCAGAGUGGGCAUAUGUCGCAACCGCCCUCUGGGGAUGGCCUUGGACGACCUAGCAGUGCGCAGGGACCGCAGCUUCGACCGGGAAGCUCCCACCAGCGAGCUAUGACCAUGAUGGAACCAAACUUGUCUUCUUGGAUGCCACAGGGAGGAUUGUUUGCACCUUCAAUAAAUGGUCAAGGCAGUUAUGCCCCCUCCAUUGCCCCCUCUGAAAGAAGCAAUGUUGGAUUGCCGGGUCGGUAUAGGCCCGUAUCUCAGGUCCCAGCAUCGGACAACAAGUCCAUCAGAGCUUCCACAAUGACUGGGGCACUCCAGGGAUGGGAAAGCAAGAAUGGAUCUACGACCGUUAAGGCGACCAAGAAGUCCGGGGAUGCAUCUGACGAAGAUGAUGAGCAGGGAUGGGAGGAAAUGGCAAAGAAACGGGAGAAGAAGAAGUCGAUCUGGCGAUCGAAGAAGGACUCUAAUAAUGGCUUGAAGGAGAUGUUAGGUUACACCUGA